CCUUGGAAAGACCUCAUGACGAGGAGGAGGCCUCAUCAUUAUCAUCAUCUCCUGAGGUCCUGGCACCUCCCAGCAGUUUGGAAUCAAGCUUCAUUGGUGAGAGUAGCACACAUGAAAGCUCUGGCUCUGCAGGAAACUUUUACCCAGAAGUUCCACCACUGGAAAGAACUGACAGCCUAUUUCUCACAUACGAAUAUUUGGAAUCACUUUCCAAGAAACCUGCUCAGCCAGAAGACACUAAGAGCUACAUUGCAAGCAGUGGAGAUGAAUGUUGUCCUUCAACAGGCUCAAAUGAGAGCAGUGGGAAUGAAUAUUGUCCAUCAAAACACUCCAUGCGUGAGAGUAGUUCAGACGGAUCAUGUGAUCUUGAAAGCGACGUUUCGCCAGUGAAACCGAAGAACCGAAAGAUGCCAACAAAGACCUACUGUAAGAAAAAUGUGUCCAGCAAGUCAUCUGCUCGGGAUGAUGGGAGAACAGCUAGUGGACACUCAAGUGAUGCAAACCCAGACAAUGUGUCUGUUUUGAAGCUCCAGAAAAAGAAAGAUGGUGCUCGAGUUUACAAUAAAAAGCACUCUUGUCUGUACUGCCCCAUGCGUUGCCAUAAAAUGGCACGGCACUUGAUACGCAAACACAGCAAUCAACCCGCUGUGGCACAAGCAACAAGUUUUCCAUUGAAAUCAAAAGAACGGAAAUUGCAUUUGGACCUGAUUAGAAAUAAAGGAAAUAGGGCACACAAUAAUGAGGUUCUAAAAGCUGGUUGUGGAACACUGAUCCCAAGUCAGCAAUCUGGAGAUCAAGUGAAACCAAGUGACUACAUGCAUUGUAUAAACUGUCAAGCUUUGCUUAAAAGAAAGUCUUUAUGGAGGCACAUGUCCAGGUGCAAGCUUGCACAAAAGUGCAAAACAAAAAGGCCAGGUAAAAGCCGUGUCCAAUCACUGUGUGCCUUUGCACAGGCGGUCCCAGAAGGAGUCAGCAGAAAGUUGUGGGAUCUGGUGAAUGCCAUGCACCAAGAUGAAGUCAGUCGUCAUCAAAGAGGAGAAAAGCAUUUUGAGACUUGGAGAACAUUUGUAUGCAAAACAUGGACAUGACAAAACCAAACAUGAGUACAUUAGACAGAAAAUGCGAGAAAUAAGCAGAUUAAUUUGCCACUCAAGAAAGUUAGGCAAACUUCAAAAAAUGGAGGACUUUUAUAUACCUUCCAACUUCAACUCUGUGAUUGAAGCGGUAAAAGACGUGGCUGGCUAUGAUGAGGACAAAAACAUCUACAAACGUCCCUCACUGGCUUUGAAGCUUGGUCAUAGUCUAAAGAAGAUUGCAGAUAUUCUCGAGUGUGAGGCACAAAUGGCUGGAUCUGAUGGUGAGGGUUUUCUGAAGAAUGUGCAGAAGAGCCGCAGUUUGUAUGAGAAAAAGUGGGACGUGUGUGUGUCGUCGAGAGCCUUACAAACUCUAAGAGAGGCUAAAUGGAACACUCCCCACCUUCUUCCUUUCACAGAAGAUGUAAAGAUGAUGCACAUGCAUCUUGAUAAGUGCAGGGAAGAGUACAAAAAGACACUUAAAAAUAAUCCAAAUAAGAAAAACUGGUCCAAGCUUGCUACUUUGACUCUGUGUGAGGUCAUUUUGUUCAACCGCAGAAGAGAGGGUGAGGUGUCAAAGAUGCCGCUGAGUGCUUUUAUCCUCAGAGACACCACAGGAGUACACUCGGAUCUGGCAGAAGGUCUUUCCCCAUUAGAGCAAAAGCUUUGCCAGCAUUUUCAGCACAUAGAAAUAAGGGGGAAGAGAAACAGGAAAGUUCCCAUCCUUCUAACACCAGACAUGCUCAGUUCAAUGGAAGCGUUGGUUGCACAUCGGAGGGCCUGUGGCAUUCCUGAUGAAAAUCCUUUUUUCUUCUCGAGGCCUGAAGCAGAGACUCAUCUGAGGGGAUCAGAUGCCAUCAGACAGAUUGCAAAGGAAUGUGGAGCCAAACAUCCUGAAACUCUUUCCUCAACCAAGCUGAGGAAGCAGAUCGCCUCACUCUCGACAGUCCUGAAUCUAAAGGAUCAUGAGAUGGACGUACUGGCAAAUUUUCUCGGCCACGACAUUCGGGUCCAUAGGCAGUAUUAUAGACUUCCUGAAGGAACUCUUGAGUUGGCAAAAGUCAGCAAAGUGCUGUGUGCACUGGAACAAGGACGACUGUCAGACUUCAAGGGCAUGAGCCUGGACCAAAUCCAAAUCAGUCCUAAUGAGCAAGUGUCAGAAGCUGUGGACAGUGAAGUCUCUGACAUGGAGACAGACAAGGACUCUCUUUUCAACAGUACAUCUUCUUCAGUAUCCUCAGGAGAAAAGAGAAGGACACCUCUCUCUAAGUCUGGUGAUAACCCCACGCCUGCAGCAUCCUCUACACCAAGAAGGCCACAGCAUGUCGAGUCAGACUGUGAUGAUGCUGAAGAAGCAGGACCGUCUGCACCAAAAAGAUUAGCUGUGACACCUAUCACUGAUGAACCUGAAGAAGGGCCCCAAAUAUACAAGCGGACACAGCAAGAUGAAUCCUCUGGUACAGAAAGCUCAAAAAGGAGGAGUUGGACACCUGCAGAAGUGCGUGCAGUGGAAAAGACUCUCAAGGCGUUCAUAGACUCUGGGAAAGUGGCUGGGAAAACAGCCUGUGAGAACUGCAUCAAGGCCUCACCACAAGAUCUGAAGUCAAGAACCUGGACGGCUGUUAAGUACUAUGUUAAGAACCGAAUCACAGCAAUUCAGCGUGAAAGCGCAAGACGCUACUAAAGACUUCUCAAGGUUUUGUUUUGAAAUGUUAAUAUGUUCCUUACGGCUGCACUGGAGCUGCAUAUUUUGUUAAGGUUGUUUUGUAAUUGUGUGAGUGCCCCAGGCAUGUCCCUCACAGUCUGUUUUCCCAGAAAGUAGCUGGAGAAUGAGGAAGAUGAGUAGAAAGUAGCUGGAGAGAGAGGAAUGUCAGUAGUAAGUAGCUGGAGAGAGAGGAAGGUCAGUAGUAAGUAGUUUGAGAGAGAGGAAGGUCAGUAGUAAGUAGCUUGAGAGAGAGGAAGGUCAGUAGAAAGUAGCUUGAGAGAGAGGAAGGUCAGUAGAAAGUAGUUUGAGAGAGAGGAAGGUCAGUAGUAAGUAGUUUGAGAGAGAGGAAGGUCAGUAGUAAGUAGUUUGAGAGAGAGGAAGGUCAGUAGAAAGUAGUUUGAGAGAGAGGAAGGUCAGUAGAAAGUAGUUUGAGAGAGAGGAAGGUCAGUAGAAAGUAGUUUGAGAGAGAGGAAGGUCAGUAGAAAGUAGUUUGAGAGAGAGGAAGGUCAGUAGAAAGUAGUUUGAGAGAGAGGAAGGUCAGUAGAAGGUAGCUGGAGAGAGAGGAAGGUCAGUAGAAAGUAGUUUGAGAGAGAGGAAGGUCAGUAGAAGGUAGCUGGAGAGAGGAAGGUCAGUAGUAAGUAGUUUGAGAGAGAGGAAGGUCAGUAGUUAGUUUGAGAGAGAGGAAGAUGAGUAGAAGAUAGCUGAAGAAAGGAAGACCAGACUGAACUGGAUUUAGGGUUCCAUCAUGUUGCAAAUACUUUCUGAGCCCGACACGGAGUCAGAAGCUGUAAUAUCUUCUUUCUUUGUGUAAUGUUUACAGAUGUUGAUUCAGGGCACUGCUCCUGUCAGGCUGACCAUUGUCUAGAGAACAGUUUCUACUGUGUGCUGUUCUAAAGCACUUUAAUUGUUGGGCAUGUGGAAUCCAACUGUUUAACUUAUGUCAUUGGUUGACAUACUUUCUACUCAUCCUCCUCUCUCUCCAGCUACUUUCUACUCUCUGAAGCUAUGAAAUGUUCUUUCUUUGUGUAAUAAUGUUUACAGAUGUUGAUUCAGGGCACUUCUCCUGUCAGGCUGACCUUUGUUUAGAGAACAGUUUCUACUGUGUGCUGUUCUAAAGCACUUUAAUUGUUGGACAUGUGGAGUCCAGCUGUUCCACUUAUGUCAUUGGUUGACAUACUUUCUACUCGUCUUCCUCUCAAACUACUUUCUACUCUCUGAAGCUAUGAAAUGUUCUUUCUUUGUGUAAUAAUGUUUACAAAUUUUAAUUCAGGGCACUUCUCCUGUCAGGCUGACCUUUGUUUAGAGAACAGUUUCUACUGUGUGCUGUU
Molecule: messenger RNA, 4106 nt
Organism: Acanthochromis polyacanthus (spiny chromis)
Lineage: Eukaryota; Metazoa; Chordata; Actinopteri; Pomacentridae
Exons: 12
Coding region: 997-2757 (586 amino acids)
Biological process (GO): DNA recombination; DNA integration
Molecular function (GO): DNA binding
Source: RefSeq, a predicted model, not a curated record